Fomitopsis serialis is the source of this 5815-nucleotide messenger RNA. RefSeq lists its product as uncharacterized. The transcript has 10 exons. Bases 203 to 5815 code for a protein of 1870 amino acids. Lineage: Eukaryota; Fungi; Basidiomycota; Agaricomycetes; Polyporales; Fomitopsidaceae. Gene Ontology annotation, molecular function: protein serine/threonine/tyrosine kinase activity; ATP binding; protein serine/threonine kinase activity. Gene Ontology annotation, biological process: peptidyl-threonine phosphorylation; peptidyl-serine phosphorylation. The record is from RefSeq and is a predicted model, not a curated record.
GGAUCCCUGGAAUGUCAAGCACACAGGCAAGGGCGUCCUCCAUCUGACCUCCACGGCCAGCUGGUACCGCGACCGUCGUCCUCAAGCUAUCCGCUCUAUUUCCCCAACUCUGUAACACCUAUUUUCUCGGUCUGGGCUCCUCUGUCGUUGUCUCUGCCACCGUCUCUCAUUUGCUUCGCUCACUCGUUAACAUCUCCAUCUCAUGUCUGCCCCACCCUCCCCGACUAUCGGUCAAGUAGCUCAUGAUAAAGGACGCACCAAACGAAGAGACAGGCCUCCGGCGCUGAACGUUGGCGACCCCAAGUCAGUGUCCGACGGGGAUGUACGAUACGAGCGAGAUCAUCGCAGAGACGCGCAGCGGAAGACGGAUGCCCAGCACUUGGAGACGGAUAACGAAGGCCCUCGCUCGCCUUCCGCCUCCUCGUCACUGGAUCCCUAUUACUUCAGCGUGCAGAGCCCAUCCGAGUCUCCCAUCCCGUCUCUACCGGUGCUGCACUCGAUUCCGAAGACCCCAGAGAUGCGUCCCGCGCGCGAGCCAGUCACUCCUGGCAGAGAUCCUGCUGCCAUCGACAGACGGGGAUUGGUGGGGGUGGGAGAGUUGGCGACCCCGAGAUGGGCCCGGGGUCCUCGCCGUGACGAGGUUGAGAUCGACGAGCAGUUAGACGAAGCGGAAGAGGAACCUUCGCUGGUAGAAGACGGCGAGGUGAUGGUGGACGAGCCGGACCAAGACUUGCCUGACAGUCCAUGGACUAUCGAAGCAAUUGAUGGUGAGCCGGAGGAGAAGGAUGAGCUCCGUGAAGUGCAGCCGAUUUCGCGCCCGUUGCGCUCCAGGCGUUCCGUGGCCGACGAGAGCGGGGGCGAAGAGAUCCUGUAUCCUCGUCAUCCUCUACCCUUGGACGAUAGGAAGCAUGCAGAUGGGAUAUACAUGCCUCUUCAGGAGAAGUACGAACUGGAUGAUACUGUUCCCUCAGCUGAGGUUGAACCGGUUGCUUCCACGAUGAAGUCCGAUGAUGUUUCGCCACCCAGUGCUUUUUCGGCAUCCACCAAUCGGCCACGCAAGCGCACCUCGGACGAGUUCGAGAUGGAUCAUGCAGGCACGUUGGUAGCGAAGUCGACAUUGUCAUCGAACACCCCGAAGGACAAGGACAAAGUCCGUAGACACAAGAGUCUCGGCGUCCCGCCGGCCACGGCAGCCCAAGUCAAGGAGAAGGCGAAAGAGAGGCGAAGGGAUACCCUGUCUAUCAACGUCAAGCACCAGAGGCAGACAUCGGCCAGCUCAUCGUCUUCAGGCCACGGCGAUGCUCACCACUCUCGUCGUGUUCUCGCGUCAGACUUCUCACACCUUCCGCCGUCACCGUCAUCGUCUUCCAUUCAACAGUUCCUGAAGCAGGGAGGCACCGGUAGCAAGACGACUUCUCCGUCCCAUCACCCGUUGAAGGAGAAAGACUCGUCCUCUCACCUCCCUGCUAACAUGGUCGCUCAUUCUCUCCUCCGUGGCACGCAAGAAGGGUGGUCGGACUUGGACGAUCAGGCGACAAUGGAGGCUUUACGGAAGCUUGAUGGGUUGUCAGGCCGGAGUGCUCGUGCCAGAUCUAGUAUCGGUCCCCAUAGUCGGCUGGGAAGCUCGAGCCGUCCGGGUACUCCAGCCGGUGCCGGUAGCUCUGGUCAAUGGGAAGGCAUCGAGGGUAGCCGAAGCAGUAAACGGAUGAGUGCUGCGAAGGACAAGGACAGAGCCAAAGCGGAGCACGUAGCGUCACAACGUCAAACAGUCGGUCUUGGUAUCGCAUCGACAGAGUUCUCCGGUGAGAAUGAAGUCCACGGUGCCGCGUUCCACUCUGGCGAAGAGUUGCACAGUAGCUCGCCGUUGCCUGAGAAAUCGUCCCUCAAGAAGUCGAACUCCCUUACGCGCUCUAGCUUCAGUGCAAAGCGUGGCUCUGCGUCUUCAGGGACAUACACGAGCACUCCCACGACGAGCUCCAGGGAUUCCGCUACGUUGUCCAUCAGUACUAGUGCUACGUCCGUCUCCGCCACCUCUGGCCGACAAUCGACCAACAAGACUAAGCGCAACAGCGCGAGCAGCGAAAUGUCUGUCUAUAGUGCAGAAGCGACGUAUGUGCGAGAACGUGCCGCCUCGCUCGCUGGGGCCGCUGAUUCGUCCGAGGAGCAACGCGUGCCCCCUGUGCCGCCUUUACCAAAGGAUAUCUCUCACUACAAGCAGCCCCCUCAGACUCCUUCGACGGUAGUGUCUCCGGCACCCGAGGUUCCAGGAUCGAGUAGGUCCAAGCGGGAGACGGUGAGCGAUAUGAGGUUCCAGUCAUCUCUCGAAGUACCGUCGUUCCCGUCCACUCCCUCGAAGCAUGCCUCGCUCCAGGCCCAAAAGUCUGUCACGACUCCGAGCAGCAUCCAGAAGACGCCGUCGAAGAAGUGGAGCUUCUCCAAUGUCAUGGGCAAGAAAUUGUCGAACUCGCCCUCCAUCUCGUCUAUGAACGAAUCGGUUGCGCCUAAAUCCCCUGGAUUGCCCAUCAGUCCUCGCUCGCUGACGUUCGGUGCCCAACUCAGGAAGUCUAUCUCCAAGGAGCAUGCACGUUCGCCGGUGUCGAAGGCGCCUGCGGAAGACUGGUCCCCUAUGGAGUCUGCCAUGGCGUCGGCGACUUCAUUGGCAUCUAUGUCGUCCGUUGGCUCUGCUCAUGGUUCCCUUCGAGACCCGUUGUCGCCCUCCGUUGCUGGAGCCUCUUUACGCGCACCGUCACAGACGCCGGACCGCUCAGCGCCGAGUCGGUCGGAGACUGCCUCUAGCGCCAGCACCAAUGUACCCACACAAGCGCCUCUCAGCCCUUCGUCUUCCUUGCGGCGAGGCCCCUCUUCGAAGCGGCUCACACCUUCGUCAAUCCCUUUCUUCCGUCGGUCCUCGUCGCAGUCGAUGACGUUGCCACCUUCUAACGCGAUGCCUCCGCCUCCAUCCCCAACGUCUAGCGGUGUCGGGAGUGCGUCAACACGCGUGCAUCUGCUGGGGAGUCACUCGCCCGUACAUGAUACGAGCUUGACGUCCCCCACUACGAGCUCAUCGCAUAAGAAGUCGUCAGUGUUGAGUUUGGGCCUUCCGUCAUUGCUUAAGGGUUCUAGCUCAAGGAGGAGUUUGCACUCGGACAGGGAAAAGAGUGACUCGAAGAGCGGCAAGGACACAUCAACUUCGAAGGACUCCGACAGGGAGACGAAGAAGAAGGAUGAUAAAGACCGAAGCGAGAGCAGGAUUUCCGUCCUCAUGGGCAGGAAACGUGGAAAGACUCUGUCCUCCGCUCAACCGAUGCCAAAGAAGACAGAGCCCGUGCCACUACCGCCGAUGCAGAUAUCUGCGCUAUCUGCGACGACUGCACAACGUGUUGCUAGCCUGAAGUCCUCGUCCUCGUCCGGUGCAUCCGCAGCUUCAAGAUUGGCGUCGUCAAGAGCUACCUCGCAGACCGUCAGCUCCAUGCAGAAGCAGUCCGACUCGUCCCUUCGUGGUAGGAAUCAGUUACCCACUAUCGCUGGUUCUCCUUCCGUCGGUAGUGUCAACUCCCACGUCAUGAAGGAACCGAAGGAGCCUCCGCCGCCAUCGUCUCUGAACCCCACCUCGAGCCUUACGAAAGAAACUCCUACGAAGAUACCCCGCAUUUCCAGUCGGUCGUCGACUACGAACUCUCCUACCCUCAAAGGCAAUGGUGCUACUCGCAGGGCAAGCCUUCUGGUUGGUAACGCUGGUGUCUCGGGUUCACGUGGAAGUUCCCCCGCUGCUACGGCCGAGUCAAUGAAUGAAUUCGGCGUGCUCGAGAAUGGGCACGGUGCAAGUACUAAAACUGCUACGGCGCAACGUCAUUCUGUCCGGGCAUCUCCGUCCACUUCGUCGCGUGUUCCUAGACAGGUGUCCGCCCCAACGUCGUCCACAACCAACGGCACGAUACCUCGCAAGACCCGUGAGUCCAUGUCAUUUGCAGGGCUUCGCAAGUCGUCCACCGGCUCGGUUGCAUCCAUCUCUUCGGUAGCUCAGCAAAAUGAAUCAGGUCCCUCGCAUCGGUUCUCUGCGCUGUCGCCUUCCAAGGGCUUGAAGCUUCUCAGCCCCAAGAUGUCGCUGCCAACGUCUCGGUCAUCCAACUCCUCUUCGACGCAUAGCAUCCAGCAAGCCAUGGCAUCUCCGUCGUCGAGCAGGCAGUCGUUGUCAACGCCUUCUCCUGCACCUAGUUCUAUCGACGAGGAGGAGCUACUAGGUGAUGAAGAGAUGAUUCAGUACAUCAAGAGGCAGCAUGCGAAGAAACUUGCCAGUGGAGCGAGUCAGGACGACCUGGAUGCUAUGCUGAAGUUCCCGGAGCCAAUCGCGCCGACACCUGCUAUGACACCGGCUGCCCUUCUCAAGAGCUCGCAGGCCCAGUACCUUUCGGACUUCGAGAAGCGGGAGAUAUUGGAUCAUCCGUCCGUCUACUACUAUGGUGCACACAGCGACAAGAAACCUGCUACUGUCGACAAUUCGACGAACAAUCAUGGCUACGACGACGAACGUGGCGAUUAUCUCGUGGUCAAUCGCGACCACUUGGCGUAUCGCUAUGAGGUGAUCGACACAUUGGGCAAGGGAUCCUUUGGACAAGUACUGCAUUGUCGCGACCACUGCACAGGUGAAUCGGUGGCUAUCAAGAUCAUUCGUAACAAGAAGCGAUUCCACCAUCAAGCGCUUGUGGAGAUCAAAAUCUUGGACAGUCUACGCAAAUGGGAUCAGGAGGAGAAGCAUCAGGUCAUCAAGAUGACAGAACAUUUCUACUUCCGAAACCAUCUAUGUAUCGCCAUGGAGCUGCUAAGCAUCAACCUCUACGAGCUCAUCAAGGCGAAUGGCUUCGUCGGUUUCACCACUGCUCUGAUUCGCCGCUUCACCAGUCAGAUGCUCCAGUCUUUGUCCCUGAUGCGUCAUCACCACAUUGUUCAUUGCGACCUGAAGCCCGAGAAUGUGUUGUUGAAACAUCCUGCCAAAAGCGCUAUCAAAGUCAUCGACUUCGGCAGCAGUUGCUUCGAGCAUGAGAAGAUAUACACGUACAUUCAAAGUCGUUUCUACCGGUCGCCAGAGGUUAUUCUCGGCAUGAAUUAUCAUAUGGCUAUCGAUAUGUGGAGCUUGGGCUGUAUCCUGGCCGAGUUGUACACGGGCUUCCCUAUCUUCCCUGGCGAGAACGAACAGGAACAGCUGUCCUGUAUCAUGGAGGUUCUUGGUGUACCCGACAAGGACUUCAUCAACCGUAGCUCGAGGAAAAGGCUCUUCUUUGAUACAUCUGGUGCGCCUCGUCCGGUAGUGAACUCCAAAGGUCGUCGGAGAAGGCCCGGGACGAAGAGUUUGGCGCAGGUACUACGUUGCGACGAUGAGACCUUCGUGGACUUCAUUGCAAAAUGUCUAGUCUGGGACCCUGAGAGGAGGAUCAAGCCGCAAGCUGCUUUGCGUCACCCGUUCAUUACGGCAGGUCGGAGAGCGAAGAUCACUAGCCCUAGCCCGGGAGCAGCAAGGGCGUUGCUGUCCUCAACAGCAAGCUUUACCAGCAGUCGCGGCAGCAAGCAAGUGACGGAGACUCCGAAGAAAUCCAUGAUCAGUGCGCCGACGCCCCUCACCGCCCGUUCGACACGGACCACCGGUACUGUCCCCAACACGCCUAAUAAUUCCGGUUCUCUGCAUGCUGGUAUCGCAUCAUCAAGGACGUAUCGGACAUCGCAAGCGCAGUCAAUAUCGUCAUAUCACUCCAGUCGAACCAUGAAAGUCAAGCGGUUCUCAAUUGCUGGAUUACAACUAGGGUGGACGCUCUUUGACUGA